ACGCUGGCCGGGGCAUUGUGAAGCAGUAGUUGAAGCGUUAGCAGGGCAGGCUAAAGUGAAGGAGAAAGAAAGCUAACUAAUCGUCAGACUAGUGUAAGAGGCGCCGGCUAAAAAAAACCAAAACAAAACAAAACAUUUUUUUUAAAAAAAAAUGAUCAUGGAAAAAUAAGCAAGUGUCAACACAGCGACGGCAGACGGCUACUUGACUCCGAGUGGACUCCGCAAGAAUGUUUCCAGGGUGCUAACGUGCGAGGCGGCGCUUGUCAGAUGCCAGAGGAACGGAGCGUUUUUGGGAUACUCCAUCGCUUGUCCCGUUUCCAAGCGGAAAGCAUUUGUGGACAAAUAGUUGGAGGGGGGUGGGUGGGUGGUUGAGCUACAGCUAGCUGGCUAGCCCAAGCCAAUCACCCCGGAGACUUUUUGACGCUGUCAGCCGGCAAACCCCAACCGCGAAUGUUUUGUCUGUCAUGAGUCCGGCCGGGUGCCCCCAUGUGAACGGUUAUAAGGUGGACAAUUGGAAGCAAAACCUCCGCGUCAUAUACCAAUGCUUUGUUUGGAGUAGCACUGCUGAAACCAGGAGACGAAAGGUGCUUCAGGGUGAUGCGGGAUGGACAGAGCUGGCCAAGUCUUGUAUCUGUCACAUGUGUGGCGCCCACCUGAACAGACUCCACUCUUGUCUCUACUGCGUUUUUUUCGGCUGCUUCACCAAGAAACACAUCCACGAGCACGCCAAAAACAAGAGGCACAAUCUAGCUAUAGACUUAUUAUACGGCGGAAUAUAUUGUUUUGUGUGUCAAGACUACAUAUACGACAAAGAUAUGGAGCAGAUUGCCAAAGAGGAACAGAGGAAAGCCUGGAAAUUACAAGGCAUAGGCGAGAAAUACACAACGUGGGAGCCCACCAAGCGAGAGCUCGAGUUAUUACGACACAAUCCAAAGCGGAGGAAAAUCACUACGAACUGUACCAUAGGUUUACGAGGGUUAAUAAAUCUGGGCAACACGUGUUUCAUGAACUGCAUCGUGCAGGCCCUCACGCACACGCCGCUGCUGCGGGACUUCUUCCUCUCCGACAGGCACAAGUGUGAGAUGCAAUCCAACUCCUGUCUGGUGUGCGAGAUGUCGCAGCUCUUUCAGGAGUUCUACUCGGGCCACCGUUCGCCUCACAUUCCCUUCCGGCUGCUGCACCUGGUGUGGACGCACGCGCGCCACCUGGCCGGCUACGAGCAGCAGGACGCCCACGAGUUCCUCAUCGCCGCGCUGGAUGUUCUACACCGGCACUGCAAAGGGGACACCAUCAGAGACGACAACGGGAAGAAGGCCAACAAUCCGAACCACUGUAACUGCAUCAUCGACCAAAUCUUCACCGGAGGGCUCCAGUCGGACGUUACCUGUCAGGUUUGCCAUGGGGUUUCCACGACGAUAGAUCCCUUCUGGGACAUCAGUUUGGACCUGCCUGGCUCAUCCACGCCGUUUUGGCCCCUCAGUCCUGGAGGCGACGGCGGCACUGUCAACGGGGAAAGCCACCUGUCGGGGUCCACGACGCUCACGGACUGCCUACGCAGGUUUACGCGGCCCGAGCAUCUAGGAAGCGGUGCCAAAAUCAAGUGUGGCGGUUGCCAUAGUUACCAGGAGUCCACCAAACAGCUGACGAUGAAGAAGCUGCCCAUUGUAGCGUGUUUCCAUCUCAAACGGUUCGAGCACUCCGCCAAAUUGCGGCGGAAGAUCACUACGUACGUUUCCUUUCCUCUCGAGCUGGACAUGACGCCCUUCAUGGCAUCCAGCAAAGAGAGCAGAAUGAACGGGCAGUACCAACAAACGGUGGACGUGUUAAACAAUGAUAAUAAGUAUUCCUUGUUUGCGGUGGUCAACCACCAAGGCACGUUAGAGAGCGGACACUACACCAGCUUCAUCCGACAGCACAAGGACCAGUGGUUCAAAUGUGACGACGCCAUCAUCACCAAGGCCAGCAUUAAGGAUGUACUUGAUAGCGAAGGGUAUCUCUUAUUCUACCAUAAACAGUUCCUGGAGUAUGAGUAGUUCUUGUCCCCUCCUUCCCCUUCGUGAAGACCAUGAAGAACCACUGUUGGACAGUUGGCAACACACACACACACACACGCACGCACACAAGCCUACCUGAACUACCUGACUGACUUAAAAAAAAAAAAGAGGCUGCUCCUCCGAAUGUGGAGGACAUUAAAAAACAAAAGACAACGUAUGACAUCAUGCAACCUUUCAACAACAACAAAACAAAACAAGCACUGAGCUACUUCUUGGCAUCUACCUGACGAAACUGAAUGAAGAGGACGAAGAGUAAGAGGAGACGUCCCUGGGCACAUCUUAGUACAGUAUUCUGACCCCCCCACCCCCCCCAAAAAAAAAAUUCUCUCCCACGGUGCUCUCGUCUCAUCUGACCAAGCAUUUAAUUCUGAUGGCCGCCAUUAUGCAUCACGGGAAAGCAAAAAUAAAAUAAAUAAAUGUAUUAAGAACUUUGCAGGAGCAUUUUUAUGGCUAUUAUAUGCUAUGAGCGGAUCUAUUUUUUAUUUUAUUUUUAUUUUUUUUAAUUUCAUUUUAUUUUAAUUUUUUGAGACGAGCCAAGAGACGCUUACCCGCCAGGCCUGUUGCUAAGGCCAUCGUUACCAUGGAAACCCUUUGGACCGUCGGUGUGCUCCCUCAUCAAUUUACCGUCUUCGAUGUUUUCAAAUCUGCUUGCCGGCAGGGACUGUUUUUUUUUUGUUUGUUUGUUUUUUGUUAUGGUUAUUUUAGCACUCAUGGACACAUUUACUUUGUUUACUACUUGUGUUUUAUUUUAUUUUUUAAAAUAAUUUUCAUAUCUCCUUUGCUGUUCCUGUUACUGGAAAUAUUUCCGGAUGUAUAUGCUACUUUCAUUCUUGUGGAAUUGUUAGUAUAUGAUGAUGGUGCUGAUUAAAAGGACGCUUAC
Messenger RNA from Phycodurus eques (leafy seadragon), 2934 nucleotides. Its product is annotated as ubiquitin carboxyl-terminal hydrolase 22. The transcript is spliced from 14 exons. Gene Ontology annotation, biological process: protein deubiquitination. Gene Ontology annotation, molecular function: zinc ion binding; cysteine-type deubiquitinase activity. Bases 465 to 2033 code for a protein of 522 amino acids. NCBI's taxonomy places the organism in Eukaryota, Metazoa, Chordata, Actinopteri, Syngnathiformes, Syngnathidae. The record is from RefSeq and is a predicted model, not a curated record.